CGCGACUCGCGAGGUCGGAUCGGUCAGGAAACGAGCAUGUCUGGCGCACCCCCACCCCCGAAACCUUGGGAGCGCGCGGCCGCGACGGGCGAGAGCGUCUCCGCAUCCACUCCGGCGGCGCCGGGAGACGCGCCGAAACCCUGGGACGUCCCGGGCGCGGGAUCCGCCCCGUCAGCGCCGGUACCGACGGCAUCUAACCCCACGGGAACCACCCCGCCGCCGCCGGCGAGGUACCGCGAGCAGGGAACCGCGGUGACAAACCCGGCUUCCACAGCCACAGCUGGCGCGGGAACCUACACAGCUGGCGCGGGAACCUACGGCCGCGCGGGUUACGGCGGCUACGGAUCCGCGUAUGGGUCCACAGCGUACGGGGGCGGCGGCUACGGGGGAUACGGUGGAUACGGCGGCGUUGGAUCGUACGGCGGCUACGGCGGCUACGGGUCCACCUACGGAGGGAUGGGGGGCUACGGCGGCUACGGCGGCUACGGAUCCAGCUACGGAGGGAUGGGGGGCUACGGCGGCUACGGCGGCUACGGGGGCAUGUACGGCGGGGGCAUGUACGGGCAGAGGUACGGCAUGGGCGGGAUGAUGGGCCCCGGCAUGGGCAUGGGACCGAUGGGCCCAAACGACCCCAACGGCCCGACCCCGCCCCCCACCGCGUGGCAGCGGAUCCUGCGAAGCCUCAGCGGGGUUGUCAUGUUCGCCGGCAAGAUGUCGUGGCUGGUGGACGAGAACGCGCAGGCGAUGCACUUCUUCAUGACCGCCAUGCUUCAGCUGCUUGACAGGGCGGGUUUGCUCUACGGCGAACUCGCGAGGUUCGUGCUGCGGCUGCUGGGAUACAAGGUUCCGCCGAGGCCCAAGUGGCUGCCGGGGGUCGGUCCCGGCGGGAUGAUGGGAGCGCCGCCGGGGAUGGGCGGGAUGAUGGGCCCCGGCAUGGGAGGCGGGAUGGAGGGCGCGUGGGACGGCGCGGGCGACGCCGACGGCGGCGGCGACUGAUUCUUCCAUAGACUCUCUCAUCGAAUUCAAAACACGAAACGCGCCGCGCGACUAAACCAAUAACGCAAAGGAAGGGUGGCAGCAACGACUUCGUUGCCUGACGAAAGCGAAGCGCGAGGGCGAUGCACCGUCGCUCAGGCGUAGGAGCAGAUGUAGUGGUACUGAUCCGCGACCUUGAUGUCGAACGAGCUGUUUCCCUCGAUCGAGAACGCGUCGCCCGCCUCCUGCUUCACCCACGCUUCGGUGCCCUUGAGCCUGUACUCGCACGAGCCUCCGACGCAGGUCAUGACCUCGGCAGCGCCGGUGGUGAAGGUCAGUUCGGCGGCGAGAACGACGCCCACGGACUGCUUCUGGCCGUCUGCGGUGACGAACCCGUGGCUGAUGCACUUGCCAUCGAAGUAGACGUUAGCCUUGGCGGUCAGCGUGGCCACGUUCUCGAUGGUCUCGACGGGCAUGGCGCUCGACGGCG
Micromonas commoda is the source of this 1465-nucleotide messenger RNA. RefSeq lists its product with no specific name. Lineage: Eukaryota; Viridiplantae; Chlorophyta; Mamiellophyceae; Mamiellales; Mamiellaceae. Gene Ontology annotation, cellular component: peroxisomal importomer complex; peroxisome; peroxisomal membrane. The transcript has 3 exons. Gene Ontology annotation, biological process: protein import into peroxisome matrix, docking. The record is from RefSeq and is a predicted model, not a curated record. The coding region runs from base 37 to 996 and encodes 319 amino acids.